Gossypium arboreum is the source of this 3569-nucleotide messenger RNA. RefSeq names its product pentatricopeptide repeat-containing protein At3g03580. Gene Ontology annotation, biological process: RNA modification. Gene Ontology annotation, molecular function: RNA binding; protein binding; zinc ion binding. The record is from RefSeq and is a predicted model, not a curated record. Lineage: Eukaryota; Viridiplantae; Streptophyta; Magnoliopsida; Malvales; Malvaceae. The transcript has a single exon. The coding region runs from base 67 to 2745 and encodes 892 amino acids.
AGGGAGAUUUUGUAAACCUGUUUUCUACGUGAAUCUAACUCCCAAACCAGAAUAUGCUUGAGCUUCAUGAAAAUUACAACAAAGUUUAGCACUUUACAUGAAGCUACAAAUCAAUUUCUUUACUCUUCACUCUCUAAAUCCUUAUCAUCAGCAUCAACCACUAAACAACUUCACCGAAUCCACUCGAUAAUUAUUACUCUAGGACUUGAAAAAUCGUCCUACUUCUCUGGUAAACUCAUAAGCAAAUAUGCUCAGUUUAAGGACCCAAAUUCUUCAUUCUCAGUUUUCCACCAAGUUUCACCUACAGCUAAUGUUUACCAAUGGAAUUCAAUCAUUAGAGCUCUUACCCACAAUGGGUUAUUCACUAAAGCACUAGGGUUUUAUGGCAAAAUGCGAAAAUUGGAUGUUUUACCCGAUAAAUGUACUUUUCCUUCAGUUAUCAACUCGUGUGCGGCUUUGGUUGAUAUUGAGAUGGGACAACUUGUUCAUGAGAAUGUUUUGAAGAUGGGUUUAGGUGCAGAUUUGUAUAUUGGGAAUGCUUUGAUUGAUAUGUACGCGAGAUUUGGUUGUAUGGACGAAGCUUUAAAGAUGUUUGAUGGAAUGCCUGAAAGGGAUGUUGUGUCUUGGAAUAGUUUGAUUUCAGGGUAUAGUGCUAAUGGGUAUUGGGUUGAAGCAUUGGAAUUUUAUGAUAUGUCAAGAAUGGAGGGAAUUAUGCCGGACUCUUUUACCGUUUCGAGUGUUUUGCCUGCAUGUGGAGGUUUGGUUAAUGUUAAAGAAGGUGAGCUACUUCAUUGUUUGGUUGAGAAGAUUGGGCUUCACGGCGACGUUGUGGUAAGUAAUGGACUUCUUUCUAUGUACUUCAAGUUCAAUAGGCUCGUGGAGGCACGAAGGAUUUUUGAUGAGAUGGUAGUUAGAGAUACCGUUAGUUGGAACACGCUGAUAUGCGGGUAUUCUCAGAUGGAGUUAUUUAAAGAGUCGAUCGAGUUGUUUAUGCUUAUGGUGAAUAGGUUUAAACCUGAUUUACUGACCAUUACUUCUGUUCUUCGUGCUUGUGGUCAUUUACGUGACUUGGAAUUUGGAAAAUUCGUUCAUGAGUACAUGAAGAAAGGUGGGUUUCAAAGUGAUGUCACUGCUGAUAAUAUUCUUAUUGAUAUGUAUGCGAAAUGCGGUGACUUGCUAGCUUCGCGUGAAGUAUUUGACAGAAUGAUGUGCAAGGAUUCUAUUUCAUGGAACUCGAUGAUUAAUUGUUAUAUUCAGCAUCUUAAUUAUGAUGAAGUGUUGAAACUUGCUACGAUUAUGAAGGUUGAUAUGAAAGUUGAUUCUGUCACUUGCGUGAUGCUCCUCUCUGUUUGUACUCAGUUAGCAGACAAGGAGCUGGGGAGAGAAAUUCACUGUGAUAUAAUUAAAUUGGGAUUUGAUUCAGAUGUUAUUGUCAAUAAUUCUAUGGUUGAUAUGUAUGCUAAAUGUGGACUAAUAAAUGACUCGCUGAAAGUAUUUGAAAACAUGAAAACUCAUGAUAGGGUAACAUGGAACAUAAUUAUAGCAGCAUGUGUUCCAUCUGGGGAUUUCACUUUAGGUUUGAGAAUGAUUAAUCAAAUGAGGACUGAAGGAGUGAUGCCUGAUGUGGCCACUGUCUUAGGCAUCUUGCCUAUGUGCUCUUUUUUUGCUUCCAAACGGCAAGGGAAAGAGAUCCAUGGCUGUAUUUUCAGAUUUGGAUUUGAAACAGAUGUUCCAACUGGGAAUGCACUAAUUGAAAUGUACUCUAAAUGUGGUAGUUUGAAAAAUUCUAUUCAGGUAUUUGACCGUAUGAAAGUGAGAGAUGUCGUGACAUGGACCGCAAUGAUAUCUGCCUAUGGGAUGUAUGGAGAAGGCGGCAAAGCAUUGAGAGCUUUUGAAGAUAUGAAAGCAACAGGUGUUGUUCCUGACCAUGUUGCCUUUGUUGCUAUCAUCUAUGCUUGUAGCCAUUCAGGUUUGGUUGAAGAGGGUUUGGCUUGUUUCGACCAGAUGCAGAAAGAUUACAACUUGGAGCCUAGAAUUGAACAUUAUGCUUGUGUGGUCGAUCUUCUUUCUCGUUCUGGAUUGAUAACUAAAGCAGAGGACUUUAUAAAUUCAAUGCCACUGAAACCAGAUGCAAGUAUAUGGGGAUCUCUACUUAGCGCUUGCCGAUCAAGUGGGAACAUAUUGGUUGCAGAACGCGUUGCUGAGCGAAUCCUUGAACAAAAGUCAAAUGAUACUGGCUAUUAUGUUUUAGCAUCAAAUGUAUAUGCCAUUUUAGGGAAGUGGGAUCAAGUGAGAAUGAUACGAAAAUCCAUAAAAGCUAGAGGGCUCAAAAAGGAUCCUGGAUGUAGCUGGAUAGAAAUUAAAAGAAGAUUGUACGUGUUUGGAACUGGGGAUAAGUUCUUUGAGCAGUUUGAAGAGGUUAAUAAGUUACUAGGGAUAAUUUCUGGUUUAAUGGCUAAGGAAGGUUAUGUGGCUGAUCUGAGAUAUGUUUUGCAUGAUGUUGAAGAGGAUGAAAAAAGAGACAUGCUUUGUGGGCACAGUGAAAGGCUUGCCAUAGCAUUUGGAUUAUUGAACACAGAGCCCGGGACACCAUUGCAGAUUAUGAAAAACCUUCGGGUUUGUGGGGAUUGUCACACUGUGACCAAGUAUAUAUCAAUGAUUAUGCAAAGAGAAAUAUUAGUGAGAGAUGCUAAUCGCUUUCAUCUUUUCAAGGAUGGAACCUGUAGUUGUGGAGAUCAUUGGUGAUGAUGGGUCUCGUGAUCAUAUUUUUUACCAAGAGAACAAACCCUCUUCGUCAAAAAGAAAAUGAAAAAGAACAGAGACUCCUGCUAAUGUGGUGGGCAAAUAUCUGCUUACAUGUUGACACGUUAGAAUUUGAGUACAUUAUUUCUCCCUGGAUGAUCUCAUUAUUUUCCAGAUAAUUUUAUACCAUGAAGAACCAAUCAUUAUACUUUUCUGAUUUCUGUCUUAUCAUUGUUCUGAAAAAAUUCAGCUCUUCGGUAGUUAAAUUAUUCUCCUCUCAAUUUCCAAGAUCAGAGAAUCUUUGAUUAUUUGACAGCAUUGAAUAGCUAACUUUUAGAGAUUAUAGUAGAUUUUUAGAGAUUUUAAAUUAGAGAUAUUCUUUUAUUAUAUGAUUCAAUGUUUCAUGUAUAAAUAUUUGUACAUAUUUUAAGAAAUAUAUAGUUUUGAACAAGUUUUCCUCAAUAUAUUAAAAUAUUGAUCUCUAAUUUCAUCAUGGUAUCAGAUUUUUUAUCUGCUUUUUUGGGAUAAUUUUUUUUGUUCAAAGUUUGUUCCAAAAACCUAUAAACACAAAAUUGCUACUUUCCACCCUAGUCUUAUAUUUUUCUCUCACCGCCCCUUCUAUUGAAUCUGCAUCCACUCGCCGGCGAAACCCUAGAAUUCGAUGACCAAAAGACCCACAUGUAGGCCCCACGCGCCGUCACAAGCUCUUGCAUCUUUGUUUCACAUGCCGCGCAUGGCCUUCACCUACUAUCGUCGUGUUUUUCUAAAGUUGUCGUAGUGCUCUUUGCUCCCUUCCGGUCAUUCUCCUCUAAUUGGUGGUGUACUUU